AUGAAGGUGGAUCCGCUGCAGACGCUGUACCUCAUCUCGUUCCUCGACCUCUUCGCCGUCUCGCUCAUCGUGCCGUCGCUGCCUGCCUUCAUCAAGUCCCUCGGCGGCGACGCGCUCACAGUCGGCUACGUCACGUCCAUGUAUGGUGCGAUUCAAAUGGUGACCUCGCCGCUCGCUGGCGUGUUCAGCGAUAUCUACGAUCGCCGUCUCGUGCUCCUCGUUGGCAUCGCCGGCGCCGCAGUGGGCUACGUCCUCCUUGGGCUCUCGCUGACACUCUCCAUGGCGCUCGUCUCGCGCGUGCCGUGUGGCAUCUUCAAGCAUUCGCUAAGCACGGUGCGGCUGAUCGUCGCCGACCAAACGUCGCCUGCCCAUCGCGCCGACGCCAUGGGCAAAAUCAAUGCGUACUCGAGCUUUGGCUUUAUCUUCGGGCCGCUUGUCGGCGGAUACCUCAGCAGUCGUCCUCAUGGCUUCAACAUCACGGCGUUCCUCACAGCUAUCGUCUUUGUCCUCAACUACGGGCUCGUGUACACGAUGCUGCCGUCGUACCUUCCGACACCGCCUGCGCACCGCCCAAUCUUGCUUGACGAAGACGAUGCAGCCGAAGACCUCGAGCUCCAUGACGCUGCAUCGCUGCUUGCGCCGCCAGCGUCGCCGUCGCCGCCGUCCUUGGUCGCGUCCGUGCUUGCCAAGCUGCGCGACUACAUGUCGAUUUUGAAGGCAUCGCCCCUCGCACGCAACAUUCUCUUCGUCCGUCUUCUCAUGGCGGCCGCCGCCAUCUUGUUUCGGAGUCAUUUUAUGCUGCUUCUCGAGGAAAAGUACGCGUCGUCGUCCGUCGAGCGCGGCUACAUUCUGAGUUAUAUGGGCGUCGUCUCGGCCGGCAGCAGCUACUUUGUUGGCCCCAUCGUGGCUCUGGCGUCCUCCGAGGCGGUGCUCAUUCUCGCUGCGAGCGUUGUUUACGUCGCGUCUUUUCUUGGCACGGCCAUGGCGACAUCGCUUUGGAUGGUGCUCGUGCUCCAGGCGCCUCAAGUGGUUGCCAUUAGCAUCCUCCGUGCUUGCUCCGUGUCGCUGCAGACCGCGGCCGUCCAACCUCAGCAUCUCGGCGGCAUUCUUGGCCUCUCGACCUCCUUGACGGUAGGCCAUGCACUGCUCGGGGCUUUGCUCUCGGGGUUCUUAUACGUCGUCUCGGUCGACGGCCCAGCGUACGGCGCGACGGUGCUUGCGGCCAUGAGCUGUGGGCUUUUUUGGAUCUCGCUCUUCCGAUCGCCGACAUCGAAGCAAAAGCAAUAGUUAGUCAGUGAUAGUUAGUCGUGGAAACUGCGGUCGAAAACAGCUAUCAAGACCCACUUUAGC
Molecule: messenger RNA, 1350 nt
Organism: Saprolegnia parasitica CBS 223.65
Lineage: Eukaryota; Oomycota; Saprolegniomycetes; Saprolegniales; Saprolegniaceae
Exons: 8
Coding region: 1-1287 (428 amino acids)
Biological process (GO): transmembrane transport
Molecular function (GO): transmembrane transporter activity
Source: RefSeq, a predicted model, not a curated record